UGGAAUCUUAACAGUGCAUCGGGCUCACGAGUAUAAGUACCUUCUGGUGCGCAUUUGAUCGCCGCUGUGCGAGCUGCGUUCUGGCAAAAUGCGACCGACAGCAUUGCCGUGGAUUGCUUCUACAGCUCUAGUCUUUUCGACGCUUUGCUCUGCCGCCAAUGCUGUGAAAACAUGUACACUUAGUCCCCUUGGUCAUGGAAGAGACGAUACGGACCAGGUCGAAGAAGCGAUUGCAAAAUGCGGGCAAUCUGGGCAUACUGUGUUUGAGCCUGGUCAGUAUAACAUCACUAGGAAAAUGACCUGGAAUCUCGUCGAAUCUACCAUCGACUUGCACGGAUAUCUGAAUUUUGUCCCUGACAUUCAGUAUUGGCUCAAUCCGAACAAUACAUAUCGAGUUGUCUUCAUUCAAGACCAGGCAUCGUGGUUUGUCGUAACUGGCCGUUCCUUCGAGAUUGAUGCCCACAGCACCGGAGGUAUCAUGGGGAACGGCCAGACGUGGUGGUCCUACUACUCCGCAAACAACAUUACUCGCUUAGACGGCGACGGUCGACCCAUUGCGCUCACCUUGGUCAACGUGACGAACGGCACGGUGAAAAACUUCCGGAUCGAGCAGCAGCCUUUCUGGUGCAAUGCUGUCGCAGAGUCGCAGAGCGUGGUGUAUGACGGAAUGUUAUGCAACGCCACAAACGAGGAUCCUAGGUUUGUGGGUCAAAACAUCGUGCCGAACACUGAUGGUAUUGAUACAUAUCGAUCCGACGACGUAACGAUGAUAAACUGGGACAUUACUUGCGGUGACGACUGUUUAGCUAUCAAAGGAAACUCGACAAACGUCGUGGCACGCGACAUUACUUGUCGCGGGGGAAACGGUAUUGCCAUAGGCUCCCUAGGACAAUACGUGAAUCUCCCUGACAUCGUGAAUAAUCUCACUAUCGAGAAUGUACAGGCCAUUCGCCUCGACUCAAACGUGCAGCCGAACAUGGGGACAGGUAUAUAUUUCAAAACAUGGACAGCAACGGUGCACGGUGUGCCGCCUACCGGAGGGGGUGGGGGCGGAGGGCACGUCUCGAAUGUGCUCGCCAGAAACUUCAGCUUAGAUCGCGUUAGCUUGCCUAUCCAUCUCUACCAAACGAAUGACGGACAAUCCGGCGAUGCGCCCUCGAAGCUGCAGUUUAGCAACCUGGCGUUCGAAGAUUUCACCGGGACGUCGUUAUCUGACGAAAUCGUGGAUAUCGAAUGCAGUGCCGCGGUGCCGUGCCCAAACAUAUCUUUCAGGAACAUCAAUGUCGUUCCCCCUUCGGGAGACGCGCCGGAGUACGUCUUCAAGAAUGUCGUGAACGAAACGGGUCUCCCGAGUAGCUAAGGUAGAAACGAAUUCAUGUUUGGUCUGAGAUGCCGCACAACCGACAGGAGGCUGG
Phanerochaete carnosa HHB-10118-sp is the source of this 1415-nucleotide messenger RNA. RefSeq names its product glycoside hydrolase family 28 protein. The coding region runs from base 89 to 1360 and encodes 423 amino acids. Gene Ontology annotation, molecular function: polygalacturonase activity. The record is from RefSeq and is a predicted model, not a curated record. The transcript has 13 exons. Gene Ontology annotation, biological process: carbohydrate metabolic process. NCBI's taxonomy places the organism in Eukaryota, Fungi, Basidiomycota, Agaricomycetes, Polyporales, Phanerochaetaceae.